Messenger RNA from Ochotona princeps (American pika), 1163 nucleotides. RefSeq names its product chromobox 5 (gene CBX5). Gene Ontology annotation, molecular function: chromatin binding. Lineage: Eukaryota; Metazoa; Chordata; Mammalia; Lagomorpha; Ochotonidae. Gene Ontology annotation, biological process: negative regulation of transcription by RNA polymerase II; chromatin organization. The coding region runs from base 459 to 1034 and encodes 191 amino acids. Gene Ontology annotation, cellular component: nucleus; pericentric heterochromatin. The record is from RefSeq and is a predicted model, not a curated record. The transcript has 6 exons.
GCGCCUGCGCAUUGCAAAGUUCCGCCUGCAGCUCGUAACACGUGAAAUGGCGGGCGGGAGAAAGGCGGUUAACCUACGGCGCCUGCGUGGUGGCGGGAGUCGUGCGCUGUUUUGCGCAGGCGUCGUGGGCGGAGAAAGGGUCCAGUCCCAGGAUUGGUUGCGCAGGCGCAGGGAAGGAUCCGUUUUGGCGGGCGGUUGGCGUUGCGCAGAAGGCAGCGGCAGCAGUGGAUUGUGCUGCGGCCUCACCACAAGAGGAAAGGGGCAGACGUGUGUGUGAGCCCUCUCGAUCCCGGAGCUCGCUCUGCCUGGCUCCUGAAAGCACGCGUGCUCUCCCUUAGGGUCGGCUUGGAUGGCCCAGGAUUGAGCUCUCCUGUGUAUCUUGUCUCGGCCAGCGUGUUUUGCUGUUUCUAGUCUAAGAAACCCCGUGACCUUAGUCCUUCAGGGCAACAGCGUGCAACAUGGGAAAGAAAACCAAGAGGACAGCGGACAGUUCUUCUUCAGAGGAUGAGGAGGAGUACGUGGUGGAGAAGGUUCUAGACAGGCGUGUGGUUAAGGGGCAGGUGGAGUAUCUGCUGAAGUGGAAAGGCUUUUCUGAGGAGCACAAUACUUGGGAACCUGAGAAAAACUUGGAUUGCCCUGAGCUAAUUUCUGAGUUUAUGAAAAAGUAUAAGAAGAUGAAAGAGGGUGAAAACAACAAACCCAGGGAGAAGUCAGAAAGCAACAAGAGGAAAUCCAGUUUCUCAAACAGUGCUGACGAUAUCAAAUCAAAAAAAAAGAGAGAGCAGAGCAAUGAUAUCGCUCGGGGCUUUGAGAGAGGACUGGAACCAGAAAAGAUCAUUGGAGCAACAGAUUCCUGUGGUGAUUUAAUGUUCCUAAUGAAAUGGAAAGACACAGAUGAAGCUGACCUGGUCCUUGCAAAAGAAGCCAAUGUGAAAUGUCCACAAAUUGUGAUAGCAUUUUAUGAAGAGAGACUGACGUGGCAUGCGUAUCCUGAGGAUGCGGAAAACAAAGAGAAAGAAACAGCAAAGAGCUAAAGGAGGGGGGUGGUCUCUGUCAUUUCUCUUUGUACAUAAUACAUUCACCUCCCUGCCUCCUCUUCCUCUGCCCGCCCCUUUCUCUCCUAAACACAUCCAUAAACAAUGUGCUUAUCACUGUGCUCCACA